Messenger RNA from Racocetra persica, 373 nucleotides. NCBI's taxonomy places the organism in Eukaryota, Fungi, Glomeromycota, Glomeromycetes, Diversisporales, Gigasporaceae. The record is from the annotation of a GenBank genome assembly.
CUUCAUUCAAAGUGAUCCAAAUCCUCUUGACCCUAAUAGAGAUUUACUUUGGGUUAAGAAUUGGGUAAGAAAAACUGGUGAACCUAUGAGUUUUACGCCACAACAGAUCAAACAAUUACGUGAAGUUAAAUCACAAGGUCUUAAUCACCAACAUCAGGUCAUAAGUAGUAUUAUACAAACUCCUGAGACAACUCCAAAUGCUUCCGCCUCGAUAUGGAAUGCUUUAAUUAGUGUUGGUAAUACUAGUUUUGUAUUUCAGGUACUUGAUGCUUUCCAUUACAUAGCUAGCGAAGAAACUAUCAAGCUUGAGCUGAUAGAAUCUAGAUUCAAAAUUGAUCCGGAUUAUAAUGUCGCUGAUGCAUUUCUUUCAUAA